Messenger RNA from Sycon ciliatum, 1569 nucleotides. RefSeq names its product cilia- and flagella-associated protein 107-like. Lineage: Eukaryota; Metazoa; Porifera; Calcarea; Leucosolenida; Sycettidae. The record is from RefSeq and is a predicted model, not a curated record. Bases 509 to 1195 code for a protein of 228 amino acids. The transcript is spliced from 5 exons.
UACAAGUAGCUGGGGAGGCUCGACUUGGCUUGCUGGAAGUCUCUUUCAGGUAAUUAUCAAAGAUUUGGAGCCGUCCUCAGGAAGGAAGAAGCCAGGGCACAGAAGCUCUGUGCGGUGGCUAGGCAUCUUGUUGUGGACUCCGAGCAACAGCAGUUUCCACUACCAGUUCCGCCGAGUUUGUAUCGGGUACAGGCGAUCAUCGGUGUCGCGGGCGUCGGAGUCGUAUCGGUAAUAGUGAAGGUGCGCUGCUCGACAACUACUUCGCGGAGACUCGUUUGUGUGCUCCUGGUUAAUUCAGUAGUUAGAUACCGUGGCUAUCGAAGGCUUGACCGACCUUUCUGACGGCUCAAGCCUGGAGCUACUCAGUGGUCACGACUCGCCUCACUGGUGAGCGCGAUUGCUGAUAGAUUGGUCCAUCUACGAGGUAGAAAGCCGGCUCGGUAGUGCCAGUGUACGGCAGCAGGGAUCUCCAGCUGCACGGUCUCGCUAACCUCGAUCCAGCUUGAUAAUGGACUUCACUAGGAAGGAUGCAGGCUGGACGGUACCGAAACGCUACAACACUGAUGUCCUCCUGGGCAACUGGUAUGAGAACCGUAUGGAGUUCACUCGGGGCGCCCACUCGGACGUCAACUCGUCCUAUCGUACCGUCUUUCUCCCAAGUAGCAGUAUGGGGGAGGAUGUGCAAGCAGCCAGGGAGAAGCGUCUUGGGGGCCUCCUUCGCAAUGAUGGCAUACCGGCGAAAAACUUGACACACCACCAUGGUGAGAAGUUUGUGGACGGUCUCGCCGUGACCUCGUACGACCAGGACUUUGCGCGCAGUGCUGGCACAGCUCAGACCCGCUCCUGGGACAAGUGGCAUUCUGAGUGGAGGCCGGAACGGUCAGAUCUACUGAACGCAGGGACGCCAACACAAACCGGUGCUUUCGACAAGAUGAAGGCAAAGUGGAAGAAGCAGGCGCUGGAGGAAGGCAGGACCGACUACUGUACAACCAAGCAGCUCAGCUACACGUCCCCGGAUGCAAGUGCGUUCACCAGCAAGCGCUACGCCACGCCGCGGAUGUGGUCGACUCACCUGCACCCCCACGUCCAGAACAAUGAUCUCAAUCUCCGAGGCCAGGCGAACGGCGUGAUCGUAGAAAGGUUUCAACUGGCCGACUCCACUGGUGCAAACAUCGCCGUAGCACCCGUGGAUUAAUGGCCACAACUCCUCUGGAUGUAAUUGUUACAUGGUUGCUGCAUGCGGACAGUAUGGGAACAAUCAUGAAUGACUGUGAUGUUCCUAUACUGCCGAGUGCUGGGUACCGGCUCAAGCGACUCUGUGCAAAAUGGAUGCGCACACGCUGCUUUGUCUAUUGACUUUGAACUGACUUGCGAGAACUGAAAUGCCCAAAGUUCGUCAGGACCCCAUGAAGACAGAUAACAGAGAUAUACAGUCAUGUCUUGAAGAAAGAUGGUCUGAGUACAUAACAAGCAUGUGUGCAUGGACAUAAUGCAAGUAUGUCUUGGCGAUUUCAAGUACAUGUAGGUACCUGUACUUGUGUACGUGUAACGGUGUUGUAGUCUCCCUUA